AUGCAAUCCUGCCGCGAUGCAGCAGACCUGAUUGCAAGGGUGCGCCCAGAUUUCGUGCUUUUGGAGCUUUGCAACGAGCGCAUCUCCAUCCUCUCCCUGGACAAGUUUGAGGAACCAAAUUUCGGGGCAGCCGUUGCUGCGAUACGGUCAGGAAAGAGCACGCCCUUCCAGGCCCUGUACUCCUGGUUGCUAGCCAAAGUGGCAACCAACCUUGAGAUCAAGCCUGGGGAGGAGUUUAGGGUGGCGCUGCGAUCAGCACAGCAAGUUGGGGCCAAGGUGGUGCUAGGCGAUCGACUUGUUUCUGUGACCCUUGCACGCGUGUGGGGGGGCCUUUCCAUCUGGGAGAAGCUGUCGCUGGUCAAGAACCUGACGUGGACUGGAUUCAGCAUGCUGGAUGCCGAGGCUCUCACCAAAGAGAUAGAAUCCAUGAAGGAGGCCGACGUCCUGACAGAGGCAAUCCUGGAGUUUGGGAAGGAGUACCCAGGAAUGAUUGGGCCGCUCCUGACCGAGCGCAACCUCUACAUGGUGUACAUGAUGCGAAAGCUCGCGGCACAUGCGUCUUCUGUGGUGGCGGUGGUAGGAGCAGGACAUUUGCAAGGCAUCCGCGAGAACUGGGAAUCGGCUAUCGACAUCGAGGCGCUGAUGGAGCUUCCCCCCGACCGCCCGUUACGCCGGCGGCUCAUCAAGCUGGGAGCUUUGGCUGGGAGCGUCCUGGCCGUGACCCUUGUUGUGCGAUUCGUCCUGAAAAGGCGUGCUUGA
Molecule: messenger RNA, 759 nt
Organism: Auxenochlorella protothecoides
Lineage: Eukaryota; Viridiplantae; Chlorophyta; Trebouxiophyceae; Chlorellales; Chlorellaceae
Product: TraB domain-containing protein
Exons: 5
Coding region: 1-759 (252 amino acids)
Source: RefSeq, a predicted model, not a curated record